Messenger RNA from Vigna radiata var. radiata (mung bean), 4209 nucleotides. RefSeq lists its product as uncharacterized. NCBI's taxonomy places the organism in Eukaryota, Viridiplantae, Streptophyta, Magnoliopsida, Fabales, Fabaceae. The coding region runs from base 1 to 4209 and encodes 1402 amino acids. Gene Ontology annotation, molecular function: nucleic acid binding; RNA-DNA hybrid ribonuclease activity. The record is from RefSeq and is a predicted model, not a curated record. The transcript has a single exon.
AUGGUGACCACGAGAAACACCAGUACUGACGAGACGGGCGGGAUUGUGCGCGCCUUGGAGAUGAGGAUGGAAGAAAUGCAAAGAAGACAUGAAGAGAUGCAAAAGAAACACGAAGAGGAGAUGGCGGCCGUGCGAGCCGAGUGUCUAGCUCAGCUCCGUGGGGAGAAGGAAAAGCAGAUGGGGGAAGGCAGUAAGGAGGCCCAUAGUAGUGCGCAAGGUCAGGGUGACCAAGAGAAAGGGAAGCAGAGGGACGCCGAAGAGGAGGAGAAGGAGAAGGGAGAGGAAAGUUUGGUGUUAGUUAAAUCGGAAAUGCCGUCGGUGCCGGUGCCCUUCGUUCAAGCCGUAAUGGACGUCCGUAUCUCAGAUCAAUUCAUUCCCCCGCAAUUCAAAAUGUACGACGGCACGGGAGACCCUGAAGCACAUGUCAAGUCAUUUACCAAUGCCAUGGCAUUCCGGACGGGAAGCGACGCCAUCUGGUGCCGGGCAUUCUCUCUGUCCCUUGAGGGCGAAGCCUUAGAGUGGUUCAACUCCAUACCCAAUGGCUCAGUAGAAAACUUCAAGGGGUUGAGCGGCAUGUUCAGUGACCAAUUCGCCGCAUACCGACCGCAAGAUACCACUCUGGUUGAUCUAAUGAACUUGAAGCAAGGAAAGGAGGAGGCGCUCAGAACCUUCAUGGACCGAUUCACAAAAACGGUUCGUAGAGUCAGGGGAUUGAGCGUGGAGAUGGCCCUACAGUAUGUGAUGCCCGCACUCAGGCCGGGACCCUUUAAGGAGAGCGUCUGUCGGACUCCACCCAAAACGUUGGAAGAAUUACGCCAGCGGGCGGCAGACGAGGCGAGGGUGGAGGAAAUGAAACAAAAUUAUCGGAGGGAGAUGCAGGACGCGAAGGAUAAGGGUGAGGGAAAGCAACAGGGUCAAUCACAACGCACGGGAGGAGUAAAGGGGCGAGAAGGCCCCCGGGUCCCUCGCUUCCCCCAAUACACUCCCCUCAAUGCUCCCCGGGCACGGAUAUUGCAGGAAGCCCUAAGCACACAGGUAAUGCGGACCCCGCAAAAACGACCAACUCCUCCGGGAGCCGAUAGCAGCAAACACUGCCUGUACCAUGAGAACAUGGGCCACGACACCGAAGAUUGCCUGACGCUCAAGGACCGGAUAGAGGAGCUCAUCCAGGCAGGACAUUUGAAACAAUACGUAAGAGGAUAUCAGAAUGAAACCGCCCCCGCCGGACGUCCGGCCCCAAGGGAAAGAAGUCCGAGACCAUUAUCGGGCAGGAGACAUAGGGAUGACCGACCGCGACAUCCGCGUGGGCAUGUCGAACAGAGAAGGAGCGCGGAGGGACAAAGGGAGAGAAGCAGGAGCCGUAGUAGAAGCCGCACGGGCGGAAACACAGGACCACUACAGGGGAUAAUUAACACCAUUUUCGGCGGAUUUGCAGGAGGAGGGACGUCGUCGUCGGCACGAAAGAGGAGCAUCCGCCACCUGCGGACCAUACAUGCCGUCGACGUUCCCCGGCGGACAAUGCCGCCCAUCACAUUCUCUGAUGCAGACUUCCAUGCCCCGGAUCCUGAACAAGACGACCCUAUGGUCAUCACGGUCGAGAUAGCACGGUACGGAGUAAGCAAGGUGUUGGUUGACCAGGGAAGCUCGGUCAACAUACUAUACUGGAAAACAUUCCAACAGAUGGACAUCUCAGAGGACCUCAUAGUUCCAUUCGAUGAACAGUUGGUGGGUUUUGCAGGAGAACAAGUCGACACCAAAGGCUACCUGGACCUAUGGACGCGUAUCGGUACCGAACGAGAGACCGAAGAAAAGAAGGUGCGAUACUUGCUGGUGGACGCCAACACGUCUUACAACGUCCUCAUAGGACGUCCAUGCUUGAACUCCUUCGGCGCCAUCGUCUCUACCCCCCACCUAACGAUGAAGUAUCCCACAGCUCAGGGGACGAUCUGCACCGUCCGAGCCGAUCAGAAGGUGGCACGAGAGUGUUACGCGGCCGGGCUCAAGAUGUACCCCCGGGAGACAAGAAGAAGGGCGAACAGCGCCAAUGUCGCUAUGGCCGACCUGGACCCCCGAACUAAUACUGAGGACCGACUCGAGCCGCAAGGGGAAACCCAACCCAUGAUAUUGGGAAAAGAUCCCCGCCAAAUCACCAACAUAGCCCAAGGACUAGAGAAAGAGAUGGAAAAACAACUACGGGCUACUCUGUGGCGUAAUCGGGACUUGUUCGCAUGGACGGCCGCCGACAUGCCAGGAAUUCAUCCCUCCAUCAUGUCACAUCGCUUGUCCUUGUUCAAGGAAGUCAGGCCGAUCGCCCAAAAGAAGAGAAAGAUGGGAGAAGAGAAGAGGAAGGCGGUCCAGGAGGAGGUAAAGAAGUUACAGGUGGCCGGGUUCAUUCGAGAGAUCACUUAUACAACCUGGCUAGCCAACGUGGUCAUGGUAAAAAAAUCGAACGGUCAAUGGCGAAUGUGCACAGACUAUACUGACUUGAAUAAAGCUUGCCCAAAGGAUUCAUACCCACUGCCCAGCAUCGAUGCUCUCGUGGACGGAGCGUCCGGACAUAAGAUCCCUAGUUUCCUGGACGCCUAUUCGGGCUAUAACCAGAUACCCAUGCAUGGCCCUGACAGAGAAAAGACGGCUUUCAUGGCUGAUCAAGCCAACUUCUGCUACGAAGUCAUGCCCUUCGGGCUAAAAAACGCCGGCGCUACCUACCAGCGUUUGAUGAACAAAAUUUUUGCUGACCAGAUGGGACGUUGCUUGGACGUCUAUGUCGACGAUAUGGUCGUCCGAUCGGCACAGGGGGACCAACAUCUACAAGACUUAGAGGAAGUCUUUAAACAAGUACGCCGAUAUGGGAUGAGACUCAAUCCGGCCAAGUGCACAUUCGGGGUGGCCGCCGGCAAGUUCUUAGGGUUCAUGUUAACCUCCCGGGGGAUCGAGGCGAACCCGGACAAAUGCGGAGCGGUGUUGGAAAUGAAAACCCCCCGAACCGUGAAAGACGUUCAAAGACUGGUCGGUCGUUUGACCGCGCUGUCACGAUUCAUACCUAAGCUGGCCGAACGGGCAGCUCCCAUCUUAAAGAAAAUGAAGAAAGCAUCCGCCAACAUAUGGGACGACGAUUGUGAAACAGCCUUCGGUGCAAUCAAAAGCGUUCUCACCCAGCCUCCUAUCAUGAACCGACCCUCUCCCGGCGAGGAUCUCCAGGUUUAUCUAGGAAUCUCCGGGACCUCGGUCAGUGCUGUCUUGUUGCAGGAAAAACCCACCCCCAAACUAAUUUACUUUGUCAGCCGGACGCUGACCGAUGUCGAGACCAGGUACCAGCAAGUGGAGAAGGUGGCCUUAGCUCUCCUUCAUGCGUCUCGAAGGUUGCGCCCAUAUUUUCAAAGCCACCAGGUCGUCGUACGUACCGAUCACCCGGUGUCAAAAAUCCUCAAGAAGCCUGAUCUAGCCAGGCGGAUGGUCGGCUGGGCAGUGGAAUUGUCCGAAUUUGGCAUUAAAUACGAACCAAGAGGUUCUGUUAAAGGGCAACAUCUAGCUGAUUUCGCGGCUGAAAUGCCCCCAAUCGGCUUCGAAGAGUGGAUGUUAUACGUCGACGGGGCUUCGGGGCGAACGGUUAGCGGGGCAGGGAUCGUUCUGGAGGGACCAAAUGGCUUCCUGAUGGAACACUCGUUAAUCUUCAAAUUCAAAACCUCAAAGAACCAGGCAGAGUACGAGGCCCUGUUGGCGGGGUUGCAGUUGGCAAAAGAUAUGGGGGCCCGCAGAGUAACAUGCCGGACCGACUCACAGCUGGUGGUCGGCCAAAUGAAUGGUGAUUUCCAAGUACGAGAAGAUCACCUCUUGAAGUACUAUCACCAGGCCUGCUCUCUGGUGAAGGAUUUUGAGGACGUAAAAAUUCAGCAUAUUCCCCGAGAACAGAACGCCCGGGCCGACCUACUAUCCAAACUCAGCAAUGGAAAAGAGAAGGGGCAGCUGACGACCAUCAUCCGACAGGUCCUUCUGCAACCCUCUGUAGAGUGCUUAAGCAUCACGACGGACGAGGCCACUGACUGGAGGGUCGAGGUUCGGAAGUUAAUCCAUAAGCAAGAUAGUGGCGAGAGUCUAUGUCCGGCGGACUCCAAAAGAAUUGCCCGAUUCAUGAUAAUCGGUAAUGACCUGUACCGUCGGGGUUUCUCGUCCCCCCUACUGAAAUGCUUGGCAGAUGAUGAAGCGUAG